AUGGACUCCCCACAACUAACAUCAGAUAGGACAGAACUACGUCCCGAUAUAACAGGCUCAACUACUCCUCGUUUUCGGCGCCCAGUUUCACCCACAACUGGAAGUUUACACCCAAACUCGGCGCAUUUAAUUCCCCUUACUUCUACUCUUAAACGUUCAGCUUCAAGUACCUCAUUUAAAGCUUUUCCUAAUGUUGGCUCCGAAGAUGACUUUGUAAAUUUAGGAACGACUUUCGUUCAAGAUUCUGAAAAUGCAGAAUAUAUAUCACCAAGUCUUGAAUUGCCUGAUGCGGGUGCUGAAAAGCAUAUUGAGACACAUGGUUCUUCCAUACACGAUCAGGUCCAUGUUAAUUCCAAUAACCGAAAAUUCGGACACCAUCAUCAUGAGCACACCUCAGAAAAUGAUCAUGAACAUAAUCACGAACCUGGAAACCACCACAUUGGAUGUGUCUCAGAACAACAUCAUGAACUUGAAAAAGAACAUAAUCACAAAUCUUAUCGACACCACAACCACGAGCAUGAUACUUUUAUCUCGAAACCUUUGCCUUCAAUAUCUCAUAUUUUUUCUAAUCUACACUCUUCACAAAAGACUUUAUUUACCUGGGCAUGUGUGCAUUUAAUAUUAGGCAUAGCUUUAUGGUUAAAGGGACAACGGGGCGAUAGGCUGGCACUCCUAGGCUUUGGAUAUCUGGUAAUAUUCGAUGCAUUGGGUGUAUUCGCGAAAUUUAUUUCUGCCGUUAUUUUAACUUAUCGAUCAUUACAAGUUUCCACCUUACGACAUCCAUUUGGAGUUCAACGAUAUGAAGUCUUAUUUGGUUUUAUGAGCAUCAUCUAUUUACUAUUUGUAGCGAUGUAUACCAUGAAAGAGAGCUUAGAGCAUCUAAUGUUGGAAACUAGUCAAGAACAUUAUGAUGAAGGAAGUUCAGCGUUUCCUUUUUUUUUGGUGUUAAGCUCAAUAGGAGCUACUCUAAUAUCUUCUAUGUUUUAUCAAAAUCAUCAAGAUUUUUGUGAAGUGUUACGAAAAAACUCGUAUUCAAACUAUCAACCAAAAAAUGACAUAUUAUCGUCAGUGUUUUCCAAUUAUUUCACUAUGCUCACAUUAGGCUGUGGCAUAAGUGUUGUCGCUGCUGGAUUAAUUGCCGAAAAGAAUCCGACGUUGGGUUGGUUAGACGUUAUUCUUUCAUUAUUAGAAUCUAUUUUAAUGUUUUUAAUUGCCAAGCCUGUUGCAACAUUACUGGGAAAAAUAUUGUUGCAGACAACCCCAGACACAAUUUCACCGAAUUUAGAAGCAUGUUUAAGAGAGAUUCAACAUGAUCCAUCGAUAUUGAGAAUAAUUGCCGUUCAUGUAUGGCAAAAUUCAUACAACCAGCUAGUUGGUACACUAUGUAUACAUGUGAGGCCAGAUGCCAAUGAACAAGUGGUGUUAACACAUGUGUAUCAACGAUUAGGACCACUCUUGCAUAUAGGAAAUGCUAAUGUGCAUGAUGGUGGUUGUUUAGCAGCGGGUGGUGGGGGUGAAUUAACUGUUCAAAUACCAAUGAACAUGAAGUGGAUUUCUAUUAUAAUGAAUGAUGAUUUCAAUAUACAAAGUGCUUACUACAGUAUCUCCGGUCUCAAGAAAUUCCAGACUAACUUGAAUAAUAUCCAGAGGGAUACUAU
Molecule: messenger RNA, 1658 nt
Organism: Ambispora leptoticha
Lineage: Eukaryota; Fungi; Glomeromycota; Glomeromycetes; Archaeosporales; Ambisporaceae
Source: the annotation of a GenBank genome assembly